Molecule: messenger RNA, 3068 nt
Organism: Puntigrus tetrazona (Sumatra barb)
Lineage: Eukaryota; Metazoa; Chordata; Actinopteri; Cypriniformes; Cyprinidae
Product: amyloid-beta A4 precursor protein-binding family A member 3
Exons: 11
Coding region: 330-2546 (738 amino acids)
Biological process (GO): chemical synaptic transmission
Cellular component (GO): cytoplasm; plasma membrane; dendritic spine
Molecular function (GO): amyloid-beta binding; protein binding
Source: RefSeq, a predicted model, not a curated record
GCGCAUGCGCGGUGUAGAUUUUCUGAAGUAGGCUGAAGUUCUGCGGGUCGCACAAUAACACAGUGAAGACCGGAUAAAAGUUCUCGGUUUUGUACAAAAUCAAUGCCUUUAGUUUGUAGGAAUGUCUCGCUGAAACACGACAUCCUUUUGACCGGCUCCGACCGACUGCCAGGAUUUGCACGAUACUGAGUGAUGAUUAGUUAUUGAAGAUCUAGGCAAAAGGUCAUUUUACAUGGAUCAAGGCUCUUCUUGAAGAUGAAUGGUUAUUAAGCGCCUUGCCUAAGGGAAGCUGAGAAGUUUCUGGAUGAGGCAGAGAUUUGCCAGCAGUAAUGGCAGAUGAUUUUCUCUACAGUGAAGCUUUGGAGCCUGAACAGAAUUCCCAACCUCCUUCUAACUCUCAAAACGAAGCUUCAUCCCAGGGUGCAAACCGGAUUCCUAAUAGUUCGGAUUCCUCGACUAACCCUCCUGAAUUCUCAAAUUUGCAGAGUGGACAUUGGCAGAGCCCUGAGUUGGAGGAUCUAGAUUCCUAUAACCCCAUCGAGCCCCCACCGCUGGACUGGAGGUCCGACUCCUCCAGCGAGGCCGGUUCGGCUGUAGAACUUGAAAGCUGUUCGGUGGGAGAUUUCGAGGCUUCUGGAUCUUUCAACAACGAGCUGAAUGAAGACACGGUCUCUGCUGUAAGUGAUAAUGGAGCUCAGGACUCCAGCGAAGCUUCUGACAAAACCGAAGGGGCUCAGAAAAUGCGCGAGAACACGCCUGAACUUCAACGGCGAGAAACAGAAGAGAAUUAUGUCGAGGACAAAGAAAGAAAAUUGAGGAAUCAAGAAAUGAAACAUGAUAAAAUUGAAGAAAAAAGUGUGAAACGUGAUAUUGACCACUCGCACAUUCAAAGUCUCCUCACUCAGCUCCAUCUUUUUCAUCCAUCAACAGCUAAUAUUGCCCACAGCACACCUGAUGAAUUAGCCAAUCACGGUGCUCCGCAUAAUUCAUACACUCCAGCGGAGGCCUCUACCGCCUCCUUCCAAGAGCUUGGGUCCAGGGUCCAGUCAGCAUGCGCAGAUGCAGACAGAAACGUUCCAGAGGCUUUGCUCUUUUCACACGAGUAUCAGAAAGAUCUGCUACAGCUGCUAGAGGAGCCUGAAGAACCAAGAAUCGCGCCGCUGUUUGUUCACACGCCUCUGGUGACCCCCGGACAUCAGCCGGGGCUCAGAAGGCAGAGCAGUGAUGCAGAUGAGAUGAUCUCCAUAUCCCACAGUGAGGACGCUUGGCACAGACACCUGCAGGAUGAGCUGCUGGUCUCAGGAAUCACUGAGGAAGAUCAGUGGACGGCGUCUGAAGGCCUGAGCGCGGAGCAGUCCAGCUCUCCAAACAACGAUCUGGAAGCUGAGACACAGCCGGCUUAUAAGAGUGUGCCUGGACCAUGUGAUCCCGAAGACCUCCUGGAUGGUGUGAUCUUUGGAGCUAAAUAUCUUGGAUCUACACAAUUACAGUCUGAGAAAAAUCCCUCCACCAACGCCCGGAUGGCUCAGGCACAGGAAGCCGUGGAUCGCAUUAAGGCACCUGAAGGAGAGUCUCAGCCUAUGACAGAGGUCGAUCUGUUCAUCUCCACGCAGAGAAUCAAAGUACUGAGUGCGGACACACAGGAGGCCAUGAUGGACCAUGCUUUGCAGAUGAUUUCAUACAUCGCAGACAUCGGGAACAUUGUAGUUCUGAUGGCCCGCAGGAAGCCAGCCAAUCGCAAAUCAGCAGACACGACGGCUAGCUCUGCAGCGCCGCAGAAAAAGUGCUGGAUGAUCUGCCACGUGUUUUCUUCAGAGGAUGCUCAGACCAUCGCACAGGCCAUCGGUCAGGCUUUUGGUGUUGCGUAUCAGCAGUUUCUAUACACUAAUGGCAUAAAAGCUAGUGAUUUGAGGCCAGGCGAGUACAGCGAUUACCUCGGCACUCAAGAACUUUACAACGGAGACCUGGUUCACUUUUCUCGCUCUGAAAAUAUCCGUGAGGUGUGCAUAUCAAAAAGGCCCGGAGAGAUAUUAGGAGUCGCGAUCGUUGAGUCUGGCUGGGGCUCCAUCUUGCCGACUGUGGUGGUGGCUAAUCUGCUGCACGGCGGCCCUGCAGAACGUUCUGGAGAGCUGAGCAUCGGCGAUCGCAUCAUGUCCGUUAAUGGCACCAGUCUGGUGGGCCUCCCCAUCGCCACCUGCCAAAGUAUCAUACGAGAUUUGAAGAACCUUUCGAUAAUAAAGCUCAGCAUCGUUCACUGUCCUCCUGUCACCAAUGCGAUCAUCAAGCGUCCAGACCCCAAGUAUCAGCUGGGCUUCAGCGUGGAAGAUGGGAUCAUCUGCAGUUUAAUGCGGGGUGGAAUAGCCGAGCGGGGCGGCAUUCGAGUUGGUCAUCGCAUCAUUGAGAUCAAUGGACAGAGUGUCGUAGCUACACCUCACGAGAAGAUCAUCCAAAUCCUGUCCAAUGCUGUAGGAGAGAUCCAUCUGAAGACUAUGCCGACGUCAACGUACCGACUCCUGACCGGCCUAGAUCAGCCCGUGUUCCUAUAGGAGACGGGUCCUCUCAGGUCCUCACGGUCACAUGCAAAUUUGCCGCUGAGUGUAGAAAAAAAACGCUUUCAUUUCAACUCUGCCUUUUAGCAAAUCUGUCAAAGCUGAGCAGUGUAAGAAUGUAUAGAGAUCAUGGACCUCCAUUUUAAAGCCGUUUUAGAGCUGCUUAUUUAACUGCUGGUUUGUAUGUGUACAUUUUUGUUUUUGCUCUUGCUGCUGAGCCGAGGUGCCUGAAGACAAGCCUUGCGUUUGAAUGACUAUGCAUUAGAAUCCACACUUAAAAUGAAUCUCGAAUCAUCUUGAGCCUUCCAUCUCAAGCUUCCAGCACUUCUGCAGUAUCGCAGUACGGAUUUGAUGUUCAGUGUUUUUAAAUGGUUUACAUGCUCUUUACGGAGCUCAAGAAUUAGUGCCUGUAAAAAAAAUAUUGGACCUAUGCCUGGGUUUGUUUUUAGCUGUAGAAAGAGGUAUAUUUUAAUAACUGCUGUAAUAGAUGUUUAUUAAAGAUAGUACUUAAAGACGGUU